AUGAAAUUAGUUGAUCAAACAGCAAUUAAUCUUAAUAAUCGUCUUUAUCAAUGUCAAAAUGAUAUUAUGCCUGGUUCAACAAUUGAAACAAUGAUGAAAACAUUUUACAAUCCACAAUUUUCAAAAACUCUUGCAUAUGAUCGACAAUUAGCAGCAGAAAUUCAAUUACUUGGUGGUGGUAAUGGUGGUGAAUUGAAUAUAACUCAAGAACAAUAUCGUACAAUAAUGCGUGAAGCUAUUGGUUGUGUUUAA
Molecule: messenger RNA, 252 nt
Organism: Rotaria sp. Silwood2
Lineage: Eukaryota; Metazoa; Rotifera; Eurotatoria; Philodinida; Philodinidae
Source: the annotation of a GenBank genome assembly